UUUAUCCUUUUUAUUUUUUUAGAUUGCGCAAAACGCGCAAAAGUAUCCGCACCUCACCACUCCACCGCGCUUGUUGAAACUUAAGGCCAGCAAAGUGAUGGAAUCGUUGUUCGCUACCGCCGAAAGGCUUUCUGCGUCCACGCCAGGAAGGAUAAAGGUAGAAGAGUACAAAGAAAGACUAAAAAAGGAAGCAGAGGAGUUGGUUUUGCACAAAUUUCCUGAGAAGAUAUUGGAACUGGAAACCUUGCUAAAGACAGAUAAGUUUUCGAAGACAGACCUUGCAGCUGUACAUGUGGAUAUCAACAUUCCAGUGCCUGAACCCCCAUUCAUCAACCAUGAGGCUGAUUUGCCUGCAGCAAAGAAAAGAAGGCUUGAAACUCUUGAGAAUGAAAUCACAGGCACCAAAGUGUUGGUCCUACCAACAGGCUCAGUCGGCACUAACAACCACAUUGUCAGCAUGGUCGAUAUCGUCAAGCCGAAGAUUUGGCAGCUUGUAGAUGACACCAACAUUUUAAAAAUGUGGAUACAGUUUCUCAUACCAAGAAUCGAGGAUGGAAACAACUUUGGUGUUUCUAUACAGGAAGAUGCCUUGACAGAAAUUAGAGCGGUGGAGGGUGAGGCAGCAGCAUUCUUUGACCAGAUCUCGCGGUACUUCCUGACACGGGGCAAAAUUAUUGCAAAGGUGGCCAAGUAUCCACACGUGGAGGACUUUAGACGUACCGUGCAAGAGCUCGACGAGAAGCAGUACGUGAGCCUGCGACUGGUUCUUUGUGAACUCAAGAACCACUAUGCGACCCUCCAUGACUUGAUCACUAAGAACUUGGAAAAAAUCAAGAGGCCACGAAGCAGCAAUGCCGAAAACAUGUACUAGCUUUUACAUUAAUAAUAAAGGCAAAAACAGGUGGC
Dermacentor silvarum is the source of this 906-nucleotide messenger RNA. RefSeq names its product proteasome activator complex subunit 3 (gene REG). Gene Ontology annotation, biological process: positive regulation of endopeptidase activity; regulation of proteasomal protein catabolic process; regulation of G1/S transition of mitotic cell cycle. The record is from RefSeq and is a predicted model, not a curated record. The transcript is spliced from 10 exons. Bases 98 to 871 code for a protein of 257 amino acids. Gene Ontology annotation, cellular component: cytoplasm; proteasome activator complex; nucleoplasm. NCBI's taxonomy places the organism in Eukaryota, Metazoa, Arthropoda, Arachnida, Ixodida, Ixodidae. Gene Ontology annotation, molecular function: endopeptidase activator activity.